GGAGGAGGCGGAGGAGGAGGAGUGAUGGAGAGUAAUGUAGGUGGGGUGAAGGCGUAGGUGACCGUGACCAGCUCGGCAGUGUCGGGUAGGUGAUUGGAGUCCGCAGAACAGUCCUGCAUUGCAAUCAGCAGCAGCAGGCUGAGGACGCAGAGAGCUUCUACUUCUUCUUCGUCUUCUUCUUCUCGGUAGAGAGAGCGGGGCAGCAGACGAAGGCGAGCAGAAGUUUGGGGCGGGGGGAGAGGGGACAGGACGGGGGCAGGACGGAGACGGAUGGAUAGACAGGAAGCAAGAUAGAUUCCCGGCCCGGCCCGGUGCCUGGCAUUCUAUUUCCGAGAGGUGGUUUUUGGGAAGCCUGUGCGAGAGAGAGAGAGAGCAAAAGCCCGGGAAAAGGAAAAGCAGCGGACGAAAGUCAGAGCUGCUUCAAAUCCCCACCCGAACUCAAACUCGAACAAUUGUUCUGUCCCGAACUGACACGAAGCCAGCAGCCAGUCAGACCCCCAGAGAGAGACAGAGAGAGAGAGGGAGAGAGAGACGAGACCCACGGCAGCGCAGCGCAGCUCGGUUUACAAAUGUGGCCGGUGGGGGGACCAGAGACACGUUGAGAGGAGAGAGCGGCGCCCUCGCUCGUCUUCGCUCUCGUCCCCGUGCUUCGUGCUCGUGCUCGAGCGCGCCUGCCGGUCGCCCUCUCCCCUCGCGGAUGCCGGUAUCAGUCGCGCGACCCCAUUGCGUAGCGCUGUGGCGCAUUCGGUGUGUUCUCUCGAUUGAAUGAGUGAAUGAAUGCCACUCGAGUGGAAGAGAGUCUGUCUCGGUCGACGAGGGGAGGAGGAGGAGGAGGUUCUGUUGCGUAACCACAGGUGGUAGUUUGUAGUGGGACGAGUCGGGGCCUCGAGGUCAAGCAAACCGAAACGGGAGGGAGCGAGAGAGGGAAGGCAGGGCGAGGCAGGGCGAGAGCAGGCCCGACGAGCGAGCGAGAUGGUUCUGUGACAGAUUGAGAGACCGUCACAAGCGGAGAGCGUCGUGGUGCCACCGAGUCUUGUGCCCAGAGAGAGGGAGAGGGGGAGGGAGAGGGGGGAGGUGCACGAGCAUUAUCUGAGCACGAGCUCAGAAGGGCAUUCUGGGGGCUGAUUCGUCGGCUUUUCCGUUCGGUUGUGUUCGUUGGGAGGGAGGCGGGGAGCGAUUCAAAAAGGUUUGAAUAGCGGAGGCCCGGCCUGAGGGGAAACGGGGACUGCGGCAUUUCGAGUUUUCAUCGCCUUCUCGCCCUGGCUAUGGUGGCGGGAUUCCGUCUUCAAAGUGCAACAACUGCGUCGUCGCUGCUCUUGCUGCUCAAGCCCCCGGCAUUGCGCUCGUCGAGGCCGUCCUGGCUAUGGUGGCAGGAUCCGCUGUUUAAUUGCGCGUCCAGAGGAAGGGAUUAACAUUUUGUCUCAGCUGCUGUCGCAGCACAGCCAGCAGCACUGAUAACAACCACGAGACGAGUCGAUUUGACAUUCUGUCCGUCAUGAUGGGGAGGUCACGCGGGACGGCGAAAACCUCAGGGCCCCCGACUCAACUGCUGCUCAUCGAGCUCAAGCAUCGCAUUCUCGGCGCCCUCCACAAGCUGGCCGAUCGCGAUACUCAGCAAAUAGCAGUCGAUGACCUUGAGCGCAUUGUUCUCAGCCUGUCCCCCGAAGGAAUCUCCCUCUGCCUCAACUGCCUGUACGACACCGACGCUCAGCAGAAGAGCGUGGUUCGAAGGGAGUGCGUGAGGCUCUUCGGCACCCUCGCCACCGUCCAUGGAGAUUUGUUGAUGCCGCAUCUGACGAAGAUCGUCACUACAAUCGUCCGCCGGCUCAAGGAUCCCGACACCAACGUGAGGGAUGCGUGUGUGGAGACUAUGGGGUGCUUGUCUGCUCAGGUGCCCGGGGCAGGGGGCGAGGGAGGGCCGAUGCCCGUUUUCGUCAAGCCUCUGUUCGAUGCCAUGGGCGAGCAGAAUCGUAACCUGCAGAUUGGAGCCGCCCUCUGCGUGGCCAGGGUCUUCGAGUGCCUCAAGACCCAGCAGCCUGCCAUGCUCCAAAAACUCUGCCCCCGCAUUUGCAAGUUCUUCAACGCCCCCAGCUUCCAAGCCAAAGCUGCGCUUCUGUCUGCGAUCGGGAGUCUGUUCCAGGCAGCAGGCACAGGCGCUGCGCAGUACUUGACGUCACUGGUUCCCCUGGCGCAAGAGGCUCUCGAAAACACAGACUGGGCCACCAGAAAGGCUGCAGCGGACACUUUGGCUCGCUUAGCCUCGACCGUGGGUCCUGCGCUGGUUGCUUUUAAGCCUGCUUGUACUCAAGCUCUUGAGAAUUCGCGGUUUGACAAGGUCAAACCCGUUCGAGACAGCGUCGGAGAAGCACUUCAGCUAUGGAAGAAUCUACCCGCAGAACCCGAAAACACCAGUCCAGGCGGAACAGUUGCCAACAGAGACGGUGCGGCCAAAUAUUUCGAUAGGAGGCAGAGUUUGUCGAACACGUCACCGACCAACGGAUCGGGGAACUCCACUGGCGAUUCAAAUUCAGCCACUAAACCAGGCGGAGCUAAAAAAGGAUCUGGUAAAACGGGACCAGAAAGUAGGAGUGGCAGCAACACAAAGAGGCGACCUCCUCCUCUUAGUGACAUGAAACUAAACCCCGAUUUCUUUAAGAAAAUCGAGGGUAAAACUGAUGAUGACUGGGAAAUUGAGGUGGCCCUUCCUGAACCCCGAGAGGCACCCGAGGACCCGGCCGAAGAAGAUAAUCUGCAGGCUCAAGAUGUGAAAGUUGAGCACAUAAAGACCCAGGAUUAUGCAGGCAAUGGACUGCCUAAUGCUGAUGAGCAAGCAGCUGCGGCUAGACGAGCAGCUGUGGAGCAACAGUACCAAGAGAGUCUUGUUUGGAGGCGGGGGGAAUUCACCGGUACGAAUGAGAGGAGUUCCACAAAGCCUGGAAUUGGAUCUUAUGAUGGAAAGACUUUAAAUAAUAAUUUGUCAGUAAUCACAAAUCCUAUACCAGUCCUUGUGGAAUCUCCUUGGAUUGAGAAGGAUAGGGACGUGGACAGAGAUGUUGAUAGUUGGGAAACUAGUGGUCCUGCCACGAGUCCUUCAAGUAGUGCUACCUACGAAGACGAUGGUCCAGCCGUGAGUAGCAUGGAUGAAUGGACGUCUGUGCAGAAACAGCUACAACGGCUGGAGUUUCAGCAACGGAACCAUCUGAAAAUGUUCCAGGAGUUCAUGGCUGAUGUCCAUCAAAGCAUGCUCGAAAUGGACUUGAGGGUUCGAGGAUUAGAAAGAGUUAUCAAUUCCGCGCGCGAUGUGCCUAUGUCUGUGAGUAGAAUAAUGAACGGAAGCUCCUCGGGCUACGAAGCCCCUCCAGCUCGCUCUCUAAACAAGUUUCUGGCGAGUUCCCAGAGUUUGAGUGACAAGCUUAGAAAAGCAGCGAAUUCGAGUCGGGCAGCAUUCGCUGAUAGGGGGCCUGGCGGGGACCAAAUGGCCUCUUCCGGUAUGAGAAGCGGUAGAUCUUCACCUUGGAAGGCUAACGAUUCAGAUGCGGAUGGCUGGGAUGAUUACAGCCCUUCGAACAGGGUAGGACCAUCUAUCAUGUCUCACGCAGCUCCCCCCAUGGUCUCUCAAAGGAUAAUACAGAACUCACCCAACUCUCGAACUAAAAGGGGAGGUAGAGGAGCUCACGACAGCGAUCCGGCACCCAGGCAUGCGUGGGAGAGGUCUGGUGGAUCGGGAGCUUAUGGAGAAAAUCACGUAGUCAGAAGUGUGUGGCAGGCCUCCAAAGACGAGGCCACUUUGGAAGCCAUCAGAGGUGCUGGAGAAGAUCCAAGAGGGCCUGGAUCAGAACUAGAAAAACCACUUGGUGCUUCUGCUAGAAUGAACAACUCAGAUGUAGGAGGAGCCAAAGGCAAGGAAACUUUUUGGAUGCUAUGGAGUCGUGCCAUGGAUUACAUCCGAGUUGGAGACAUGGACGCAGCUUAUGUAGACGUGAUGUCUUCGGGAGAUGAGCUGCUGCUGAUCCGAUUGAUGAGUCACACCGGACCUGUCUUAAACAAAUUGGCCAGCGGCACGGCGUUGGAAAUGCUCCAAAUGUCCAUUCAGCUGCUGCAACAGCAGAGUUUCUUGGAUUCCGUCCUACCCUGGGUGCAUCAGGUUGCCGAUCUGAAUUCCACAAAGGGACCAGAGUUCUUAGGAUUGACUAUGGACGGUAAGAAAGAACUAAUUACGAGCCUUCAAGAAUCAGCUGCGAUGGAAUUUCCUGAAGGUUGGAUGGCGAGUUCAGUAGCAGAUGUGGCGGCACAGUUGUGCAGCGCUUGGUCAAUUGACCUAUGAGACCGUCUCUAACUUCACUCUUUAAACUCAACUACCCCUACUCAAUCACAUGACAUAUCAGCGAUGAGUUUGGGAGACCCAGACACCUUAGGUGACGUCUUUCUGUUUUGUACAAACGUUCAAAAGAUAUCACAGAUCAAUCGCAUUGAUCGUAAGCUUGCCACUGCUUGUCGUGGUGGAAUUUUUCGCUGUUUUUCUCUAACUUACGAGAAACUAAACUUAUCCACCUCAUGGGAUAGGAAGGACCCAACCAGCUAUCAGGCUUGUAGCUGUGGUAAAGCACUUUCAAGUACUUUAACCUGAAUGUGUAGCAUAUGUAGAUACUAGUCUAACUGUGGGCAUGUACUUCAUGACUUCAGCUGGAAUACCAUUCAAAUCUUAAGAUUCUUGCAA
This is a messenger RNA of Marchantia polymorpha subsp. ruderalis, 4717 nucleotides long. Lineage: Eukaryota; Viridiplantae; Streptophyta; Marchantiopsida; Marchantiales; Marchantiaceae. The record is from the annotation of a GenBank genome assembly.